AGGAUACAUCCCAGCGAAUCUUUUUUCCAGUUUUAUAAGGUUUAAAUCGAAUGAGAUUAACAUGUAAAUAUAUGACAUUUUCUCUUCAUAUUAUUCUACAUAUCAUAUAUGGUAUGAAGCAGCCUUGGUCGAUUAGACUUUAGAGAUCCUGGAUUCGCAACGGCCUAUCGCUCCCCUUGUGCCGCCGCCGAAAACACAGUCGGACGCCAAUUCACUUCGACAAGCAAAGCAUGUUUAAAUCAACAGUGAGGUCACUCCAAACGAUGAAAUCUCUGAAUCAUCUCUAUAAGAGAAGUUUAAGUGGGGCUUUUGGGCAGAGCUGUUACAUGGGCGAUCAUGGUUUACAUCGUCACAGCCAUUAUAACGUCAAUGGUUGUUAUAAUCAGAAGAGUAGUGCAGCAAAUUUUCAAAUCUCAAAUAGGUGUUAUAGUGGCAUGGUAAAGUCUCAACCUAACGAGAAGUCACAUGAAGCUGGUGAGGGAAAGGGAUUACUUGAGGAGCUUAAUGCUUUAUGCAAGGACAAGAAGUUAGAGGAAGCUGUUGAGGUUUUAGGUUUACUUGAGCUGAAGAAAGUAACAGUUGAAAUGCCUGGAUAUCUAUUCUUGAUGAAAGCAUGCGGAGAAUCUCAGGCACUUAAAGAAGCUAAACUUGUCCAUAACCAGCUCACAAGGUCAGGGCAUCAUCUUGAUGUUCACAUUUGCAACAAAAUCUUGGAGAUGUAUUCGAAUUGUGGUUCCAUGGAAGACGCAUAUAACGUGUUUGAUAAAAUGCCCAAAAGAAAUCUUACUUCUUGGGACACCAUGAUAACAGAGUUUGCUAAAAACGGCCGUGGAGAAGACGCAAUCAAAAUGUUCUCCGAAUUCGAAAAGGUCGGAUUAAAACCCGAUAAUCAGAUGUUUCACGGGGUUUUUGCUGCAUGUAGUGUCUUAGGAGACAUGAAACAAGGGCUCUUGCAUUUCAAGUCAAUGAUCAAGACUUACAAUCUUGUUCCAUCCAUGGAUGAUUAUGUCCGUGUAGUCGAUAUGCUCGGGAGUUCAGGGUACUUAAAUGAAGCAUUGGAAUUAAUAGAAAAGAUGCCGAUGAAGCCAAGUGCAGAAAUUUGGGAAAUUAUGAUGAAUCAAUCUAGGGUUCACGGUGAUUUAGAACUCGAAAACCGUUGUGCUGAGAUUGUUAACCUUUUAGACCUUUCUCGUUUAGAUAAACAACCAGAGAAAGGCUUCAUACCAAUAAAGCCUUCAGAUAUUGCAAAAGAAAAAGAAAAUCAAAAAAAUAAAUCAUCAACGUUGAAUCUCCUGAAAAUUAAAACCGAAACUUUUCCGUUUAGGGCCUCGGAUACAUCUCCCCUUGAUCAUGAGAAGAUAUACAGUCAACUUAGGUGUCUAAAACAACACAUGGUAGAAGUGGGAUAUGUGGCCCAGACUAGAUUGGUACUCCAUGAUGUGGAUCAUGAAAGUAGAGAAGAAGAUCUUUUAUCGCAUAGUCGCAUGCUUGCUUUAUCUGAAGCACUUUUGACUAGUCCAGCCCGGACACCAAUAAGAAUACUAAAUAACAAUCGUAUUUGUGCUGAUUGCCAUGAUGCAUUCAAGAUUAUUUCAAAGCUGGUUGGAAGAUCAAUCGUUGCACGUGAUGAAAGGAGGUUCCAUCAUUUUGAAAGUGGAGUUUGUUCUUGUAAAGAUUAUUGGUGAUUGUUUGGACUUUAGAGUUGGUUUUCUUUGAGUAAUCUUGUUGACACUAUCCUAUCUAUGAUUAAGUUAUCUAUAUGUACAUGCUGAAAAACAAAAUCUUUUCUGAUGUUAUGGAUUAUCUUGUCUUUUUCUUGGAUACA
Lactuca sativa (garden lettuce) is the source of this 1825-nucleotide messenger RNA. RefSeq names its product pentatricopeptide repeat-containing protein At2g25580. Gene Ontology annotation, biological process: RNA modification. The record is from RefSeq and is a predicted model, not a curated record. Lineage: Eukaryota; Viridiplantae; Streptophyta; Magnoliopsida; Asterales; Asteraceae. Gene Ontology annotation, molecular function: protein binding; RNA binding; zinc ion binding.